GCGUGCGCGGCGGGCGCGGGGGCCGGCCAGGGGCGGGGGCGGCGGCGGAGCCCGGCGGAGGCGAGCGGAGCGGAGCGGAGGGCUGUCCCGAAGCAUGGCGGUGAAGUGGAGCGGCGGGCACUGCUCCCCCGUGCAGUGCCUGGCGGUGAGCGCCGAAGGGCUGGUGGCCUCGGGCGCGGAGCGCGGCGAGCUGGCGCUCUGGGACGGGGCAGGCUCGCCCCUGGCCCAGCUGCGGCUCCCGCCGGCCGACGACGUGACCUCGGUGGUGUUCUCCUCCCGCCGGCCCAGCACGCUGUACGCCUCCCACGGAGAAACCAUCAGCGUGCUGGAUGCCCGCUCCCUGCAGCAGGAGCCCCUGCAGCGCUUCCAGGUGAACGAGGAGGAGAUCAACUGCCUCGCGGUGAACGACGCCGACAGCUUCCUGGCUGCCGCCGAUGACUCGGGGGCCAUAAAGGUUGUGGACUUGGAAAGCAAGAAAGUCAGCCGCUCCUUGAGACACUCCAACAUCUGCUCGUCUGUUGCCUUCCGACCUCAGCGGCCCCAAAGCCUGGUUUCCUGUGGACUGGACAUGCAGGUGAUGCUGUGGAACCUGCAGAAAGUUCGUCCCUUGUGGACCAUGAACCUGCAGGAGUGUGACGUGGAGGAAGAGAGCCCACAGUCAGCUGGGCAGUUCUUCAACCCACCUCUUGCACAUUCCCUGUCUGUGGCCUCGUGUGGCAACAUCUUCAGCUGUGGAGCUCAGGAUGGGAAAAUCCGAAUAUUCCGAGUCACCGGUGCCAGGUUUGAACAUGAGCUGGAGUUCCAGGCUCACAGCUUGGGAGUCUCGCAGGUGCUCUUUAUGCCUGAGACAUACCAGUUGUUGUCUGGAGGAAACGAUGGGAAAGUCUUGCUCUGGGAUGUCAGCAGCAACGUCGGGAAGCAGCAGAAAAGUCCAGCAAAGUCUCUGCACAGGAGGAAAGCCCAAGCAGCUGCUUCCAGCAGGAAAGAUGGGAAGCUCAACAAAGCGGCCUCAAAUGAACACCCUGGAGUUGUGCCAAAGCUCAGCAUUGAGCACGGAGAGAAGGUGAACUGGCUCUCGUGUGCAGAAAUCAAAGGCUCCAGGAGAGUGUUGGUUGCUGACCAGAGCAGCUCUGUGUCAGUCUAUCCAUUGCCAGAACCUUAAGGCAGCCAGGUGCUUACAGAAAUCUGGGGGACAAAACCACUUCUCAGAGCCAGUUACAUCCACUGACAGUGAACUGGACAGUGAGCCCCUCUGGGUCCCUGGGAAGGGAAGGGGUUUGCUGUGCACUGGCCUCGUGCUGGUUCUUUGUGGCUGUUAUGCUCACAGCCACUCUCUCUUGCAGGGUUGGCAGUUUGCUGCUUGAAUUUAAGUGAAACGGGUCUCUAUAUUUAGGGGUAACAUUAGUUCAUGGCUAAGCUGAUGUAAUUAAGGCUGGAGGAGAAUAUUGGUGCUCAGGAGACACCCACAAUGGUAAGUGAGGCUGCUGAGCAGUAGCAGGGCUGUCACUGGCUCAGCUCUGUGUAGCUGGGGCUGUUGCAGUGCCCUGUGUGACUUCUCCCAUGAAGCUGUGUCCCAGUUGGCUUGAACUGGUCAUGGUGGAAUCUGGUUUUCAUCACACUCUGUCAGCAGCUGCAUAGACUAGAGAUGCAUCAAUUAACAAGUAAUCAAAUGAGCUUCCCUGUGGUUGCCAACUGAAUUUUUUCACUGCAGCAAAAGAAGGAGCAGGGGAACUGUUACACCUGUUUGCUGGGUCAGCUGUCAGUUAGUUGUGAAUCCCAGGGAAAAAGAACUAUUACACUUGUCUUAAUAAAUGCUUUCUCUCUCACUG
Molecule: messenger RNA, 1829 nt
Organism: Passer domesticus (house sparrow)
Lineage: Eukaryota; Metazoa; Chordata; Aves; Passeriformes; Passeridae
Gene: WDR53
Product: WD repeat domain 53
Exons: 3
Coding region: 95-1162 (355 amino acids)
Molecular function (GO): protein binding
Source: RefSeq, a predicted model, not a curated record